Molecule: messenger RNA, 2940 nt
Organism: Syzygium oleosum
Lineage: Eukaryota; Viridiplantae; Streptophyta; Magnoliopsida; Myrtales; Myrtaceae
Product: pyrophosphate-energized membrane proton pump 3
Exons: 15
Coding region: 342-2753 (803 amino acids)
Biological process (GO): proton transmembrane transport
Cellular component (GO): membrane
Molecular function (GO): diphosphate hydrolysis-driven proton transmembrane transporter activity; inorganic diphosphate phosphatase activity
Source: RefSeq, a predicted model, not a curated record
AAGAAGCAAGCAGGAGGAGGGAGGAGGAGGAGUUGUAGUAGUUUCCGUUCGCUGAGUUGACUCCGAUUCCGAUUCCGCUUCCGAUCGCGCACGUCCGUCGUCGACGACUUCAUUUGCACACAGAGAGAGAGAGAGAGAGAAGUGGCGUCUCAGCUGUGAUCCACGGCGGUUGCGCGUUGUUCUCCCCCACCGUCGCUCGUUCGAUAGCCAGCUGACCAGAUUCUACUCCUGGUGGCUGAAGCACGACUACCAAAAUUCAGCGGCCAGGUUUAGGGGGUGACUCGCCCCAAGUUGGUGAGUACAACCCUUUUCCUGUUGCACGGAGAGUAAACUCCUCCCAAAUGAUGGCCAUGGAUGAUGACAUGGAGAGUGGGGCUUUGAGGUCCUACCAGGACAAGCCCAGGACGUUUCCAAGCAUGCGCACUAAGCCUCACACCCCACCGAUUAUCCGCAUGUUGAUGGGAAUCAACGUUCGGGUUCUUCUUAUCUUGCUGCUUCUGGUAUUCGGAGGGGUCUUUUACAUUGGUGCAAAGACUUCUCCAGUCAUAGUGUUCGUCUUCUCUAUUUGCAUUAUGAGUUUCCUUUUGUCAAUAUAUCUCACAAAGUGGGUACUUUCAAAGGAUGAGGGCCCCCCCGAGAUGGUUCAGAUAUCAGAUGCUAUCCGUGAUGGCGCUGAAGGUUUUUUUAGGACCCAGUAUGGGACUAUCUCCAAGAUGGCACUGUUACUAGCUUUAGUCAUCCUCAGCAUUUAUCUGUUUCGCACUACUACACCACAACAAGAAGCUUCUGGUCUGGGGAGGUCAACAUCUGCUUAUAUCACUGUUGCUGCAUUUCUUCUGGGGGCUCUAUGUUCAGGUAUAGCGGGCUACAUUGGUAUGUGGGUGUCUGUUCGUGCAAAUGUUCGAGUCUCCAGUGCUGCAAGGCGAUCGGCAAGAGAGGCAUUGCAGAUAGCUGUUCGUGCGGGCGGCUUCUCUGCACUGGUGGUGGUUGGCAUGGCUGUUCUUGGAAUAGCUAUCCUUUACGCUGCAUUUUAUGUUUGGCUGGGCGUGGACUCUCCAGGUUCCAUGAAGGUUACUGAAUUGCCCCUUUUAUUGGUGGGAUAUGGAUUUGGAGCAUCAUUUGUGGCCCUGUUUGCUCAGCUGGGUGGUGGAAUAUAUACAAAAGCAGCUGAUGUUGGUGCUGACCUCGUAGGCAAAGUAGAGCAGGGAAUACCGGAAGAUGAUCCACGGAAUCCUGCUGUUAUUGCUGAUUUGGUAGGAGAUAACGUGGGUGAUUGUGCAGCUCGAGGUGCUGAUCUUUUUGAGAGUAUUGCAGCUGAAAUCAUUAGUGCUAUGAUACUUGGAGGAACAAUGGCCCAACGUUGUAAAAUUGAAGAUCCAUCCGGCUUCAUCUUGUUUCCUCUUGUUGUCCAUUCCUUUGACCUGGUAGUGUCAUCAGUUGGAAUACUUUCGAUCAGGGGAACACGUGAAUCUGGUCUGAAGGCAUCCAUUGAGGAUCCAAUGGCAAUUCUUCAGAAAGGAUACUCUGUUUCUAUAGUUUUAGCCGUUAUUGCUUUUGCCGCGUCUACACGAUGGAUGCUUUAUACUGAACAAGCGCCUUCUGCAUGGGUGAACUUUGCUUUGUGCGGGCUGGUUGGCAUUAUGACAGCCUAUAUUUUUGUAUGGAUCACAAAGUAUUACACAGACUACAAGCAUGAGCCCGUGCGCAUGCUAGCUCUUUCUAGCUCCACAGGUCAUGGAACUAACAUAAUUGCUGGAGUAAGCUUGGGUUUGGAAUCAACAGCUCUUCCAGUCCUUGUUAUAAGUGUAUCGAUAAUUUCAGCUUUCUGGCUGGGCCAAACUUCUGGUUUGCUCGAUGAGACUGGCAAUCCAACUGGAGGUCUCUUUGGAACAGCUGUAGCGACGAUGGGCAUGCUCAGCACUGCUGCCUAUAUUCUCACUAUGGAUAUGUUUGGUCCAAUAGCUGAUAAUGCUGGUGGAAUUGUGGAGAUGAGUCAGCAGCCAGAAAGCGUUCGGGAAAUUACUGACGUUCUAGAUGCAGUGGGUAACACCACUAAAGCUACAACCAAAGGUUUUGCAAUUGGAUCAGCUGCACUUGCAUCUUUUCUUCUCUUCAGUGCUUACAUGGAUGAGGUGUCUUCAUUUGCUCGUGAGCCUUUUAAAGAGGUUGACAUUGCAGUUCCAGAAAUUUUUGUUGGUGGGUUGCUAGGUUCCAUGCUUAUUUUUUUAUUUAGCGCAUGGGCCUGUUCAGCUGUUGGCCGAACUGCACAAGAGGUUGUUACUGAAGUGAGGAGACAAUUUAUUGAGAGGCCUGGUAUAAUGGACUACAAGGAGAAACCUGAUUAUAGUCGAUGUGUUGCCAUAGUAGCAUCUGCAUCAUUGAGGGAGAUGAUAAAACCCGGUGCUUUGGCUAUUGUUUCACCUAUAGCGAUUGGUCUUGUUUUCCGGAUUUUGGGGCAUUACACAGGACAUCCUCUUCUUGGGGCCAAAGUUGUGGCUGCCUUUCUAAUGUUCGCUACGGUUUCUGGUAUUCUUAUGGCUCUCUUCCUGAAUACAGCAGGUGGUGCCUGGGAUAAUGCGAAGAAGUACAUCGAGACAGGAGCUCUUGGAGGCAAGGGGAGUGAGAGUCAUAAAGCUGCAGUCACUGGAGAUACUGUGGGUGACCCCUUCAAGGACACAGCUGGACCUUCCCUGCAUGUGCUGAUAAAGAUGCUUGCGACCAUAACACUCGUCAUGGCUCCUGUGUUUCUGUGAGAGUUUGUCCAUAUAUACCGGGAUUUUCAACAGCGAAUUCAAGCCGGCACCCAUUUUCGUCUGACUAGUAUACUUUGCCAAAUGCAUUAGAUAGGAGUUCUCGAUUUUAUGUAUAUCCCCCGGGUGUCGACUUGAAUGUCAUACUAACAUCUUUGUUUGAAUAAAGAGACGUUUAAGUUGCUACUCA